Vitis riparia (riverbank grape) is the source of this 1832-nucleotide messenger RNA. RefSeq lists its product as uncharacterized. The record is from RefSeq and is a predicted model, not a curated record. NCBI's taxonomy places the organism in Eukaryota, Viridiplantae, Streptophyta, Magnoliopsida, Vitales, Vitaceae. Bases 288 to 1832 code for a protein of 514 amino acids. The transcript is spliced from 5 exons. Gene Ontology annotation, biological process: defense response to other organism. Gene Ontology annotation, molecular function: ADP binding.
AAAGUGGAUUAUUCUUUGCUAAUGGCGAAAGGAACCCCAUUGAAUUCUUUGCUUAAGCACAGAGGUAUAUACAAAGGAAUAAAGAGCUUUCCUUUCUUUCAACCAAAUUUUCUUUUCCCUGUUGUUUGUUCUUUUCCCCUCCUUCAAACACAAGAAUAUUCUUUCUUCACAGAGAAAAAAAUCAAAGAUAUACACGUGUGGAAGACUCAGAUUUGAGACCAUAAACACCCACAGUUUUAGCAAAUACAUCCAAUUGCCUCACCAUCACUUUGAAUAUCAUCAACAAAAUGUCUGCUGAUCAUUUGCAGUUCUUGAAGAACAAGUUCAUUCUGGACUUGGAAGACGCGGAGGAGGAACACUCCGGGGAAAAUGAGAUCCCCCUUCUCGCUCAUUUUCUACAGAUUAGAGAUGUGUUGAAAGCAAAGGACAUCACGGCAUCUACACCCAUCAGAUUGAAGAAUUGUCUAUACAACGCCAUCAGCGCAUUAGAAGAGUGCGUGGUGUUGUCGGAGAAGCGUGAGCCCCGAAAGAAGAAGGAUGGUCCGAUGCAUGGAUACACUCUGGCGGAGCAUUGGAUUUUAUGCAAAACCAGAAGGUUGUUGGUUCAAGUAAAGAGAAAGCUUACUGCUCCGGCUGAUGCCAUUAUUCCUGGUAUGACCGACAUGGCCGCAAGUUCAUCCUCCACCUCCUUACCACUCAUUCCAAGACCAAAGUUUUGGAAUUUUCAUCCCUACGAUUUUCGAAGUUUUUAUGUACAAAGAAAUGAAAUUAUUGAUCGACUUGAUUUUGGGAAAGGAUUUCAGGAAAUCGGAAUCGUGGGGAUCGGGGGAUCGGGUAAAACCACUCUGGCCCAAUUGGUUUUUACUAAAAUCGAUGGGUAUCUACGGGAUAACAGAAUUUGGAUCUGCUUAUUCCCGAAACUGAGUGGAGAUGUGGACUUCAAGGAGAUGAUAAAAGACAUGUUGAAGCAGUGCGGGGCAGCAGCAGUGGUGGAUGAUGGGGUAGAAAUAGAAGUAGAAGAGCUGUUGGAGAAUCUUGGGAAAGCUUUGAAGGGUAAAAGGUAUUUGAUGGUGUUGGACGGCAUCUGGGACAUCAACAUCCACUGGUAUUUCAAGUUAAAGGAAAAGUUGAAGUCUCUAACUGGUGAUGGUGAUGGUGACGUCAUCAUCACCAGCCGUCUCCCCCACAAAGCAAGAAUGAUGGUGGGCCCUCACAAUCUGUAUCACAUACAGCCUCCAUUAAAUUCCAUGGAGGACAUGCCGGCAUUCAGUAUAAGAUUGCAUUUACUUGGAAGAUAUAAGUUGAAAUUGAAGGAUGAGGUUAUAGAGCAAUGUGAUGGCCUCCCAUUAGCAAUGCACACAUUGGCACCAGUGAUUGAAGACCAGAUCCUGGGAAAAGGGUAUUUAUUUUUGCUUGGACCUGCUCCGAUGGUGUUGGUCAACCUUGAAGAUGAUGCUAUAUUGGGAAAUGAGCUUUUGUUAUCAUGGCGUGCCAUCACAGAUGAUGAAGAUCUGGUGAUAGAUGUAUCAAAGCUUCUUCUUCAUGAUGUAUUCAACAAAGUCCAUCAAUUUCUAUCAUCUUCAAGGGAAUCAAGAUAUAUGAUAAUAGUUUUGAGUGGGGAUGCAAUGGCUAAUCAACUCAUGCAAGUAAUCAUGCAAGUAGUCAGAAAUCUCAAGCUUGAUUCAAACCCACCAAUUCUCUUAUUAUUACCUUUGGAUCAAAGCAAUAUUUCUUUUCACUUGGAGAAUCAACCACCAGGAACAUUACCUAAGCAUAUGAUCGAAUUAUAUACAGAGUCGUUGAGGAAACCAAAAAAGGAUAUAGACAGGUAA